AUGUCUACGAACUUACAGCCUCCACCGCCCGAGGGUUACGCUUUAUGGAUUUAUUGCCUAUUAUUGUUUAACAACAUUAUUGGAAGGAGCACGGCUCUCCUCCGCGAGUUGGCUAUCCCAGGCGUGGGCUACGUUAACGGGUCAUGGCCGGACGCCCCCUCAUUAGCAACUGCUUCUAAUGCUGCGUCGGCCUCAGCAGCUGCUGGAACGGAAGACCAGACAAACGACACCCUAUCCACCCCGCUCUGCGCUACUGUACGGGUGGUUCUCCUGCCGCCGCCGCCUUCGCCGCCACCGCUUCUGCCGCCAGCAACAAGUGACGCUGCCGACGCGGUCGCUUCCCUCACCACUGGCCCUACACUACAAGCAGUAGCCGCAUGUGACAUCAGCAGCGCCGCACGAAACCUUACCUGCAGCAGCAGCCGUAGCAGCAACAACAACAACAACAUCGGGAAUAGCAGCAGCAAUAACAACAGCAAAAACACAACAACGAAAACAGCAUACCAGCUGGAGGUCAAUUUCCAGGCCUGUGAUGAAGGACCCACGGGUCAGGGCGGCGGAAACGACGGUGCUGUAGCUCACGCCUUUGUUUGUCGCGUCCCGGCACCCGCUAGACCGUCUCCAGCCCCAUCACCAUCGCCAUCACCAUCACCACCGCAAUCCGCUCCGCCGCCGCCGCCACCUACAGCCAAGUCUCUGACAAGGCCGGCGUCGGAGCAUCCGCCGGAACACCCUCCACCGCAGCUGCCGCUACCAGGCCUCUCCAACAUCAACCCCAAGACACACACCACAGAAACGGCGCCUUCGGAGCCCCCACUGCCCCCACUGGGCCCAGGUCCUGAAAACACUUCCUCAUCGCCGCCAGCGCGAGCGCGCCGCCGAACCAUCCUGGCGGCGUCAUGGGGGCCCCGCGGAAGCAGCCACACGGCCGGAAGCCGUCGCCGGGCUUUGUCGAUUCUCACGGGCUCACUGGGAGUGACCACCGUGACGCUGGACGGGACGUCGGUAACGCCACCACCGGUACCGCUGCGGUCAGAAGGUUUCCCGCGUCCUGCUUUCCCUCCGCCGUCACCGCUACCACCAUCGCCUUCACCGCCUCUUCCGCCGCCGCCGAGGGGUCCCUCGCCUCCGUCGCCGCCAUGGGGAACCGCCGAGAGCGCAAUUAACACAAGUACGGCUUUGUCAGCAGAGCUUGUAAGACCCAAAUGCGAUUCGGAAGUGCUCACUGUUGGCGGCGUCACGCUGCGCUACCUGGCCUGCCACACCGCGGCAAGUUGGGCGGUAUCGGCGGAGCUGUGUGCGGACUUGGCGCCGCGGGGCACCCUCGCCGCCUUUGAAUCCCAGGCACAACUAGACGCCGUGUCCAGAGCCUUUGGCGCCAAGGACCUCGGCGGAAUGUACGACUUUUGGUUUGGCUUGGCAUCGGGCGUCGUGAGCCCCCCGGAGCAGCAACCCGCGAGCCCGAGUCCAGAGGGCGGUAAACCGCCUCUGGAGUACGUCCUGACUGACCCACGGGUCGUGCCCGAUUUUCCGGCGCGGCUCUGGGCUAGCGGUGCGCUUGGUGUGGACAGCACCUGCAGGGCGGAGCCCGACCCGCCGGAGCCGCCCGGAUCGCCACCGGCUGCCCCAAGCCCUGGGGUUCCUUUAGACGUCGCGUUUGUUCAAGCGGAGUCGCCUCCGAGUGCCUCUGACACUGCUCCUCCGCGGCCAUCAUCACCUCAGUCGCCUAACCUCAAGCCAACCACGCCCAUCGCCUUAGCCUUGCCUCGCCCCAGCGGCUGCUGCGCCAGCCUCACCAUCUUGCCAGCCGCCGCCGACCCUGCCAUUGCUGCCAACACCACCACCGUGACCGUCCCGGGCGCAGCUGCUGCUGCUGCUGCUGCAGGCUACAGCACACCUGCACCCCCGGGUGACGCCGGCCCGCUACUGCUGCUACGCGCCUGCCACCACAAGAUCAAGUUUGUGUGCCAGGUGCCGGUGGAAGCGACCGGCAUAGAGGUUUCCCCGGGGCCUCUCGGGUCGGCCACGGGCGGCGGCGCAACCACGUUGAUCGCUAGCCUCUUUCUGGACGCUGUGGAGCCCAGUUACAAGGGAGCAUACCGAGUGUUUCGAGCCCAAGUGGAGUUGCGGCUUGUCGGAGCGUCGUACAGUCGGUUUUCUGGGGAUGGCGGAGGAGCCCUCCUGGAAGACUUUCGAAACGAGACUGAGCGCCAGCUGGCCCUGGCCACGCGACUACCCGUCUGGAGCUUUGAAGUUUUAGGCCUCCGCAGCGGCUCAGUGGUGGCAGAAGUGAACCUCACAGCGCGGGGUCUGCCCAGAGCCACUCUGGCCAACUUUUCUGAGUUCGUGACUGCCUCUCUCGCGGUCAGACGGCCCCAGGAGUUGUUUAGCAACGACUUCAUCCAGACCUGGACCAUACAGGUGGACCGCGUGCGCGAUGAGAAGCACGAGCACCAGGCGAACAUAGCAUGA
This is a messenger RNA of Volvox carteri f. nagariensis, 2472 nucleotides long. RefSeq lists its product as uncharacterized. Lineage: Eukaryota; Viridiplantae; Chlorophyta; Chlorophyceae; Chlamydomonadales; Volvocaceae. The transcript has 6 exons. The coding region runs from base 1 to 2472 and encodes 823 amino acids. The record is from RefSeq and is a predicted model, not a curated record.